This is a messenger RNA of Protopterus annectens (West African lungfish), 3109 nucleotides long. It is a transcript of the gene DNAAF5, whose product is annotated as dynein axonemal assembly factor 5. Gene Ontology annotation, biological process: cilium movement; outer dynein arm assembly; inner dynein arm assembly. The record is from RefSeq and is a predicted model, not a curated record. The coding region runs from base 31 to 2577 and encodes 848 amino acids. Gene Ontology annotation, molecular function: dynein intermediate chain binding. Gene Ontology annotation, cellular component: cytoplasm. The transcript has 13 exons. Lineage: Eukaryota; Metazoa; Chordata; Ceratodontiformes; Protopteridae.
AAAAGAGCGUUGUCGUCCAUAGCAACUGUUAUGGCUACAGAAAUGGCAGGCAAGGAACAUGCUGGAUCAGAAGUUUCUCAGGCACUAAUCCGGUAUCUGAACUGCCUGAAUGAUGACAACAAAAGUAAUAGAAAACGAGCCUUGGAGAACAUCCGAAAGGAAAUUGUGGACCGGGUUCUCUCUGCCUCAGCUGCUCAGGACUUGUUUGAGGAGCUCUUGAAGCCUCUGCUUAAGUGCCUUGCAGAUCCCAUGGAGAAGUGCCGAGAACUAGCUUUACAAAUGUUAAGUGACUUGAUGGGCAAGGUACCCAGUCCGGAGAAGGGGUUGCCUUAUCUGAUCUCAACAGUUGUCCAUCGUUUGGGAUCCCCUGCUAUUUUGGAGCCUGCGGAGGAACUGAGACUUGCACUGGUUGAGUUAAUGACAUUGACAGUUGAAGUUUGUGGUAAACAUUUGGCACCUUAUUUAGAUGACAUGGUACAAAUCCUUCAGAAAACCAUAGUGGAUCCUUUCCCAGAUGUGAAGAAGGAGAGUUGUAAAUGUGCUGAAAUGUUUGCCAAAAGUAUUCCUGAGCAUUUUCAUAUGCAGGCAGAGAGUUUGAUUAAACCAUUAAUGCAAACGAUUUCCCAUCAACAUUCAAAGGUGCGGGUAGCUGUGAUUCGAACAACUGGAACUGUUGUGCAAUAUGGCAGUGGCAAAUCUGUAGAUGAUGUACUCUCCCAUUUAGCACAGCGCCUUUUUGAUGAUGCAGUACAGGUACGACAAGCCGUCACAGAUGUAGUAGGAAACUGGUUAUUGGAACUUCGGGACAGAUAUUCCUAUUUUCAUAAGCUGAUUCCCCUACUGUUGAGCAGUUUUAAUGAUGAAAUGCCUGCAGUCAGGGACUCAGCAGUCAGCUAUUGGAAAGCUGUAGGUGAAAAAUGGCAGAAGGAGAAUGAAGAAGACUUGAAGGAUAAGCUAGAUUUCAGUGGUGUCCCUCCUGCCCUAUACCCAGUAGGUGUAGAGAGACCAAGUCUGGGAUGCCGAGAACUUGUUUUCAGGAAUCUAACCAAAAUCUUGCCAGCUAUCAGCAAUGAUAUUAGAGACUGGGUCGUUGGAACCAGGAUUAAGGCUUCACAGCUUCUGGCAGUUCUCCUGCUGCAUGCAGAAGAUCACAUCACGCAGCACAUGGAGCUGAUACUCACCACACUGUAUUCUGCAUGCUGUGAUGAAGAAAUGCAAGUUAUUAGUAAUUGUGUGAAGUCAGCAGAGCUAAUUGGAACUUUUGUCAACCCUGAAGUGUUUGUUAAGAUGAUUUUGCAAGCUCUUCAGAAAGCCGCCUGUCCAGCUCAUCUUAUGGUUCUAGCUGCUGUUUUGAAAGGCUGUUCAAGGCAGGCACUGCAGCCUUAUCUGAAGGUUAUUGGAGACACUGUAUCUCAUCCGGAUGUUUGCCAAGCAUCAGAAAAGGUGAUAUUUAUGGAACAGUUGAUGGACUGUAUACGGGCUUUGAUAGAGAUAUGUGGAGAAGACUGCAGAAUAAUUAUUUUGGAGUUGUUCAAAGUUCUGAUCACCAUCCAGUCAUUCCAGUCAACACAAGAACUUCACAGCAAGGUGUUGGAGACAAUGAAUUCUUUAGCUAAAGUUCAAAAUUUGGACAGUUACUUGGAUCUUUAUAGACUGCACAUGGUUCAGCUUCUGGAAUGGACAUCUGCUGCACAUCAGCACUGGACCAGUUACUCAGUGGAAAGAGUUCAGUUUGAAACAGUGAUAAUUUAUUCAGGUCCUGUUAUUGGUGAAGUCCUGCCUAUUUUUAUUCCCAUCCUGAAGGAAAGCCUCCAACCUGACCAAGAUCCAGAAGUGCGCUUGAAACUUUUUACAGUCUUAUCCAAGUUACUUUUAAAUGCAGAUGAGACUGUGAACUCCCAGGGGCAGUUUAUUGGCUAUGCUGAGAUUUUGAUAAAAGACAUCUUGGUUCCUAAUCUGCACUGGCACGUUGGGAGGGUAACAGCUGCAAUCCGGAUGACAGCUAUAUCAUGCCUCUGGGCACUUCUACACAGUCAGCUACUUUCAGCCGAGCAGGCUCUGAAUGUACAUGAACCUCUAAUACCACUGGUGAUUGCAACACUGGAUGAGGAUUCUAAAAUAACACGACUAACAGCCUGUCGUGUAAUCCGUGCAGUUUUGCAGUUCUGUGGUCAGUACUUUGACCCUGAUAAACUCAACAAAAUUUAUCCAGAGCUCUUGAAACGUCUGGAUGAUGCAUCAGAUGAAGUACGAAUAGCAGCUACCAAAGCUUUAAUUAGUUGGGUCAAAAGUGUCCAAGGCACAUACGACAGAACAACCUAUAGAAGCCACAUUGAGUUUCUAUACCGAACACUGCUGGUUCACCUUGAUGAUCCUGAGAGAAGUAUCCAGAAUGCCGUACUGGAUGUUUUAAGAGAGGGAAGUGUUAUAUUUCCAGUCUUGCUGUUACGAGAAAUUGACGCAGUGAAACACAAACAUCGUAGUACAUUUUACUGUGAUCAGCUUUUGCAGCAUAUCCAGUCAUCAGAGGCCAUAGCGAAAGGAGGAAGUGCAUCCAUUGCUAUUACAUGUUCUUGAAAGUCUGCUGAAACUGUCUAGAAAGCGGAAAAGAUUGUGCACAGUUAUUUAUAUAUAUGUGAAAUAGCUUGUGCAUGUGUUUUUUGAGAGACGCUGCUAUAGAACAGUUUUCAAGAUGCAGUGCCAAGCUUCGCCAGCAGAGGACAGCAUUUGUUCAGCUGUCAGUAAGAGUGCAGCUUUCAUUAACCAGUAAAGUUGCACAGAUUAAACAUGAACACAUUUUUGCAUCACUCUUAGCAUAUCACAGUGUAAUUUUCAAUUACUUCUUUCCUUUUCUGUUGAUAUUCUCUACCAUUUUGUUAUUAAGUUUGCCACUUAAAACUCAUGGCUCAUUAACAUGUAUUUUUGGUAUUAUACCCAAUGAAUUCAAGUAUUUAUUUGUCUAAAUAAUUUAUACAUUUGGCGUGUCAAAAGUUUUUUUUAUCUGAAAUGGUAGGUGUGUGUAUUUUCUAAUCUGCAUGUCUGACAUUUUCACUAUUUUUACUCGAGUGUACCUCUGCUUUCUUUCAGAAAUAAAAUGUGAUUUCCCCAA